This is a messenger RNA of Huiozyma naganishii CBS 8797, 2274 nucleotides long. RefSeq names its product protein kinase IME2 (gene IME2). Gene Ontology annotation, cellular component: nucleus; cytoplasm. Gene Ontology annotation, biological process: protein phosphorylation; intracellular signal transduction. The coding region runs from base 1 to 2274 and encodes 757 amino acids. NCBI's taxonomy places the organism in Eukaryota, Fungi, Ascomycota, Saccharomycetes, Saccharomycetales, Saccharomycetaceae. The record is from RefSeq and is a predicted model, not a curated record. Gene Ontology annotation, molecular function: protein serine/threonine kinase activity; ATP binding. The transcript has a single exon.
AUGAUCACCGCCGAAUUUCAAAAUACCGGAGAUACACUAGGUGUUAAAGACAGGUUUGUUCCGUCCGAUGUGGAUAACCCACCUUCAAACAUUCCCUUGCACAGCUUGGAAAACAGAUAUUUCAUGAUAAAGGAACUCGGGAAUGGCUCAUUCGGAACAGUUAGCUUAUCAAAGGCAUUGGUUGACUUGGACAGUUUACCACAGAAAAAAACGUAUGACAGGACUUUACUGCAUCAACGGAAUAAGAAGAACGACAAUCACAUGUCCAAAAUGCAGAACAUAGUAGCAAUAAAGACUAUGUUGGCAAGGUUGGAUACAUUGCACUAUUACAAACGUGUCAGAGAGGUCAAGUUUAUUUUGAAGAUGCCCUCGAGUAAAUAUCUGAUCCAAAUAUUUGAGAUUUUUGUCGAUGACAUCGAAUUUCAACUGCACAUCGUCAUGGAGUACAUGGAACAGAAUUUGUACCAAAUGAUGAGACACAGAAGGCGCAGAGUGUUUUCUUAUCCAUCGUUGAAAUCCAUACUGGCUCAAAUAUUGGCUGGCAUUAAACAUAUCCAUCGCCACAAUUUUUUCCACAGAGACAUAAAACCAGAGAAUAUCUUGAUUUCACCGAGUUCCAUAUAUUUCGAUAAGUCUGUUGUGGAGAAUGGGGAGUACACAGAUAACUACGUUGUCAAAUUGGCAGAUUUUGGCUUGGCUAGAGAGGUCUCGAACAAAAACACGUAUACCGCAUACGUGUCGACUAGGUGGUACAGGUCUCCAGAGAUAUUGCUCCGCAAUGGCUACUACUCCAGACCCCUGGAUAUUUGGGCCUUUGGUUGUGUUGCCUUGGAGGCAACGACAUUUAAACCGCUGUUCCCUGGUUCAGAUGAGCUAGAUCAAAUAUGGAAGAUCUUGGAGGUUCUUGGGACCCCGCACCCUGUUUUGGAGUCCACACAAACACACUAUAUCCCCAAUGGUGGGUUUUGGGAAGAUUCUGUCAAGUUGGCAGAGCGGUUGAAAUUGAGAUUUCCCUACGUGGAGGGAGUCUCGAUCAAAGCUAUCCUUUCUAACCCGCAAUUGUCAGACUUGACUAAAAUGAUAGAAUGUUGUCUCAAGUGGGAUCCAAAUAAGAGAGCUACUGCUGAAGAUUUAUCGCGGAUGAAAUUUUUUGAAGGCACUGUGGUGCAAGAGGAUAGCACAUUGCUUUACAAUAAUAGCAUGGGCAUUACAAAUACCGAGCAAGCAAUGAUUUUUGCUGGCAUCCCCGCAAAUGGGGACUCAUACACUAAUAAACCGCUCAUUUUUACCGAGUCCAGUAAUAAGAUUGGUAUUGUUAACAACUGUAACGAAAAUAGUGCUACCGAAAAUUACACUUUUGGCAAUCGCAACAAUGCUGCAAUAAAGAAGACCGUACUUGAAGAUAAGAGCAGCAUGUACAAGCCAAUGGAGCAGAAAGUCACCAUCAAUGAGUUUCUCAAUGAUUACAAUGGGGACAUCAAGGGUCACGGCAAUGUACAUUCUGCAGAGAAUACUUUAAGAGUCAAUGAAAUAGAGAUGGAGGAGAAUGAGUUUAUUGAGGACACAAAUGAUGAUGCGGAUACAAGUUCAUCCUACCAAGCUGAAUGUGACCUGUCCAAUGAGAUUGAGCGGAGUUUGGAUUUUUUCCCGAUACCAAAGGAGGUACCAGAAUCUAUCAACCAAGCUGGUUCUACAACGUAUGAAAAUGACCCUCAUGCCUGCAAUGUGAAGAAACUGUCGGAGAACAUUGACGUUGUCAACAGAGACGACUCUGCAUUUUUUGAGCAAUGUUUCUAUGAGACUCCAGAAUUGAUGGGCGAUGGGUUCUUUGAUACUGGUAGAGAAAGGAAGGACUACACUUGCAAUACUGGACCCACUGGGGGGCAAAGACAUAUCUCUGAAUCGGAUCAAGAAAUGAUGGAGUACCCACUUUCCGCUAACCAAGGUAUCACUGAGGGCAAUGGUGUCAAUGACGAAGCUUCUCGGGACAACUACCAUUACUACCAUACACCUUGUGGUAGUCAUUUAGACCACCACCAUCAAUGUGGGGAUACCAAGCAAGCUGGUUCUGCCACCAAUUACGACAAAGUACACAGUUCUAUUGAUUCGAUCCACGAUUUUACGCCGAGGAUAUUCUUACCGCCCAAUGUUCAAUGUACUGUUCCCACACAUGGAUCAAGUAUUUUCCAACGAGAACAAGUGCAGCAAGGGUACAAUAACAAGAUGAACCGUUCACAAGACAUAAGCCAAUAUUUCAGCAACGUGACGUUUUAG